AAAUGGCUGCAAAAAUUUUGUUUUCCUUGUGCUUUCUAGUUUGGAUUUCUGAAGCACACAUUCAAAACAAAAUUUUCAAUGUGAUGGAUUAUGGUGCAAUUGCAGAUGAAAAGACAGAUAACAGUGUGGCAUUUUUGAAAGCAUGGAGUGAUGCUUGCAAAGCAUAUGGAAAAGUAACAAUGUUGAUUCCACAAGGGACAUAUUUGCUAAAAGAAGUUAUAUUUUCUGGUCCAUGUAAUGGUUGGACAAUCUUCAAAAUUGAAGGUGUAUUGAAGGCUCCAAUUGAUCCAUAUUCAUUCAAAAGUGAUUCAUGGAUAAAUUUUAGGUAUAUCAAGAAUUUGAUGGUGAGUGGACCUGGAACAUUGGAUGGUCAAGGAUCCUAUGCUUGGUCUUUAAAUGACUGCCAAAAUAAUCCAAAAUGUCGCCCUCUUCCUACUACAAUGACAUUUGAUUUCGUUACCAAUGGUUAUGUCCAUCACUUACGUUCAAUAAACAGCAAACAAGGGCAUUUUCUAUUAUUUGCGUGUCAGAACAUGACAUUCACAAAACUAAGAAUUUCAGCCCCCAGUGAUAGUCCUAAUACAGAUGGUAUAAAAAUAGGGAAGUCAAAUGGAAUAAACAUAACAAGUGUUUACAUUGGAACUGGUGAUGAUUGCAUUGCUAUGAUCUCUGGUACUAGGAAUGUUCGGAUUUCAGAUGUUUUUUGUGGUCCUGGUCAUGGAAUUAGUGUUGGAAGUCUUGGUAAGAAUGAUGGUGAAGAAGAUGUUGCAGACAUACAAGUGAAGAAUUGCACUUUUAGUGGCACAACUAAUGGUGUUAGAAUUAAAACAUGGCCUUCUCCAUUGUCUAAAACUUUGAAGGCAUCUAAUUUUAAUUAUGAAGAUAUUGUCAUGAAUAAUGUAGAUAAUCCUAUUAUCAUUGAUCAACAAUAUUGUCCAAGUCGUCGUUGCGACAAUCAGGUGCCUUCAAAUGUGCAAAUAAGCAAUGUAUCAUACAAAAAUAUUCGAGGAAGUUGCGAUACCGAAGUUGCAGUUAGUCUGAAUUGUAGUGAACAUAAGCCAUGUCAAAACAUUAUAUUGGAGAAUAUUGAUUUGUGGCGUUAUCAUGAUGAAGCAAAAAGAAGAUUAACCAAUUUGUGUUCAUAUGUUCAUGGUGCUUCUUAUGGCAAACAGAAUCCCCCAUCUUGCAUAUAGUGGAUUCAUUUCAUUGGUGUUUUUUUAAGAAACCAAUUUAUUUCAUUGUUUUUUAAGAAAUCUAUCAGUAAAAAAGAG
Messenger RNA from Cicer arietinum (chickpea), 1271 nucleotides. The record is from RefSeq and is a predicted model, not a curated record. NCBI's taxonomy places the organism in Eukaryota, Viridiplantae, Streptophyta, Magnoliopsida, Fabales, Fabaceae.